AUGCCCAGAGUUCGCACGGUCCUCGGCCUCCUGGCGGCUUUGGCGGCCUGUGGCGCCGUCGCCUUCCUGGGCUACUGUGUUUACUUCGACCGGAAGCGGCGUGGCGACCCCGCGUUCAGGCGCCGCCUGCGGGACAAAAGAAGAGCCCAGCAGCGGAAGGCUGAGGGACCGGGCGCCCAGUUGUGGGAUCCAGCAAAGAAUGAAAAAUUGCAAGAACUUUUUUUGCAAGAGAUACGAAUGGGACAACUUUGGUUAUCCAGAGGAGAGUGUCAGUUGGGGAUUGAACAUCUCAGCACUGCCCUUUUAGUGUGUGGACAACCACAGGAACUUCUGAAGGUUUUCAAACACACACUCCCUCCUCAGGUAUUUGAGAUGCUGUUGCACAAAAUUCCCCUUAUUUGCCAGAGUCGGAGCUGAAAAAGCCAGCAAUCUGCAAAUGCCAAUGGGCACAGUCAAAACCCCCAUCUCUCCAAAGCUGGCCCUCUCUAGCCAAAGGGCCAGGAAAGGGGAAGCCUGUAAGAUAGAAAACUUUUAAACAAUAACUGUAUACUCCAGGCAAACAAAAACACGGUGGCUUGCAUCCCACAUCUACCACAUCACCAUAAGCCAACUGAGGAGCCUAGAUUUCCACCCUCACUAAGCUGUAAUGAGGCACUAAGUCCCCCAAACUUCACAGAAGGGAGAUUAGGAAGCAAGGACUUUCAUCCUUACUGGGUUUUAAUGACGGGUCCCCCAUCCCCAAUAAGUGUCAGUGGAAACAACACGAGGAACCUGGACUUCUACUUCAAUGGCAGUAAUCAGGUACCCUUCUCUCUCCCCUCUGGGCGGUAUCAAAGGAGGUCUCUUUGAGAUUCAAGGCUUGCAUUACUGUCCAUUGGUAAUUAGCUCAUUGUACCCUCUUCCAGUGUCAGUGGAGACCAUGUGGGGAGCAGUAAUGAGGCACUCCAGUCCCUCCGAGCCAGGGUGAUGCCAGUGGAGGCCUGCUGGACAGCUAUAACUCCUACUCUUGCUCAGCAGUACCGAGGAGCACACCACCUCCAUACACCUUAAGUGACAGAGUCAGGGCCCCUGCAUUUCUUUCCUACAUCUACUAGUAAUGAGGCAGCAUGCCCCCUCCCCUACUUCUGCUAAUGGAGCAGUGGCAAAAGGAGCCAGCUAGAGAAGAAGGUUUACCAAGAUCUAGAGCCUCAUAAUACAGUAUGCAAAAUGUCUAAGUU
This is a messenger RNA of Lutra lutra (Eurasian river otter), 1217 nucleotides long. RefSeq names its product translocase of outer mitochondrial membrane 20 like (gene TOMM20L). Bases 1 to 417 code for a protein of 138 amino acids. Gene Ontology annotation, cellular component: mitochondrial outer membrane; mitochondrial outer membrane translocase complex. The record is from RefSeq and is a predicted model, not a curated record. The transcript has 5 exons. Gene Ontology annotation, molecular function: transmembrane protein transporter activity. NCBI's taxonomy places the organism in Eukaryota, Metazoa, Chordata, Mammalia, Carnivora, Mustelidae. Gene Ontology annotation, biological process: tRNA import into mitochondrion; protein import into mitochondrial matrix; protein targeting.